AUGAAGCUCCGGUACGCUCUCCCGCUGCUCUUGCAGCUCUCUUUGCCGGUCCUCUCCGCAGACACCGCCGCCUGGAGGUCCCGCACCAUCUACUUUGCCCUGACAGACCGCAUCGCUCGUGGAAGCGGUGACACGGGGGGCAGUGCGUGUGGGAACCUGGGGGACUACUGCGGUGGCACGUUCCAGGGCUUGGAGAGCAAGUUGGACUACAUCAAGGGCAUGGGAUUCGAUGCCAUCUGGAUCACACCUGUUGUGACGAACAGUGAUGGGGGCUACCAUGGCUAUUGGGCGGAGGACAUCGACUCCAUCAACUCUCAUUAUGGCUCUGCGGACGAUCUCAAGAGUCUCGUCAACGCCGCGCAUAGCAAGGGCUUCUAUAUGAUGGUGGACGUCGUGGCCAACCACAUGGGCUACGCCAAUAUCUCUGACGAUAGUCCCUCUCCACUGAACCAGGCCUCGUCGUAUCACCCCGAGUGUGAUAUCGACUACAACAACCAAACCAGCGUCGAGAACUGCUGGAUCAGCGGCCUCCCGGAUCUCAACACGCAGAGCUCAACCAUCCGCAGCCUCUACCAGGACUGGGUCUCCAACCUCGUGUCCACGUACGGCUUCGACGGCGUCCGCAUCGACACCGUCAAGCACGUCGAGCAAGACUACUGGCCCGGCUUCGUCAACGCCACCGGCGUCUACUGCAUCGGCGAGGUCUUUGACGGAGACCCAAACUACCUGCUGCCCUACGCCAGCCUCAUGCCGGGCCUGCUCAACUACGCCAUCUACUACCCCAUGACGCGCUUCUUCCUCCAGCAGGGCUCCUCGCAGGACAUGGUCAACAUGCACGACCAGAUCGGCAGCAUGUUCCCCGACCCGACCGCGCUCGGCACCUUUGUCGACAACCACGACAACCCGCGCUUCCUGAGCAUCAAGAACGACACGGCCCUGCUCAAGAACGCGCUGACGUACACCAUCCUCUCGCGCGGCAUCCCCAUCGUCUACUACGGCACCGAGCAGGCCUUCUCGGGCGGCAACGACCCGGCCAACAGGGAGGACCUCUGGCGCAGCGGCUUCAACGCCCAGUCCGACAUGUACGACGCCAUCUCCAAGCUCACCUACGCCAAGCACGCCGUCGGCGGCCUCGCCGACAACGACCACAAGCACCUGUACGUCGCCGACACGGCCUACGCCUUCAGCCGCGCCGGCGGCAACAUGGUGGCCCUGACCACCAACAGCGGCAGCGGGAGCUCGGCCCAGCACUGCUUCGGCACGCAGGUGCCCAACGGCCGCUGGCAGAAUGUCUUUGACGAGGGCAAUGGGCCGACGUAUUCCGCCGACGGCAACGGCCAGCUUUGCUUGAAUGUGUCCAACGGUCAGCCCAUUGUCUUGCUGUCUUCGUGA
Messenger RNA from Trichoderma reesei QM6a, 1392 nucleotides. Its product is annotated as glycoside hydrolase family 13. The transcript has 3 exons. NCBI's taxonomy places the organism in Eukaryota, Fungi, Ascomycota, Sordariomycetes, Hypocreales, Hypocreaceae. Gene Ontology annotation, molecular function: calcium ion binding; alpha-amylase activity. The record is from RefSeq and is a predicted model, not a curated record. Bases 1 to 1392 code for a protein of 463 amino acids. Gene Ontology annotation, biological process: carbohydrate metabolic process.